GGCGGCAGAGAGCAGGUCCAGCUUCAGUGACGCAAUGGCGGCGCCGAAGGCCAGAGACUGACGUCACAAUGUCUGCGCCGCCUCCCCGCUAAUGGAUUCCGCCACCCGGCUCAGGUCGCUGGGCGGCAGCGCGGCGAGACUUGCGCUUUCCAGCACGAUAAGAAGAGCCUUGUCAGCUCAGACCAAUGGCGAGGUCCGUAUUACAGCGAUUUUAAGAACAAAUUUUCCACGUGCUUCAGCAGUUAAAGUUGUGGAUAUUUCAGGAGGAUGCGGGGCCAUGUAUGAAGUCCAUGUGGAAUCAAUCGAGUUUAAAGGAAAGCGAAUUGUCCAGCAACACCAGAUGAUUAAUCAGGCAUUAAAAGAUGAAAUCCAAGCCAUGCACGGGCUGAGGAUAUUUACAACUGUUCCAAAAUAGUCAGAGGUACGUGAUGGAGGAGAGGAUUGUCGGUAGAAUGAAGCAGACAACGGACUGACAAACACUCAAGUUACGCAAUAAACGCACAACAGGGACGAAGAGAACUUGUGGUGGGUCAGGGAAGUCUUCCUGGCUGCUGAAUAUCCCAGGAUUACCUCAAAUCAUCGCUCUUUUGUCCUUGAGCUUGAAUGCUGUUCAAGAACCCCCUCAGGAUUUUGAUAUUGAAUGAUUCCAGAUCUUUUAAAGUAACCUUUAGAAAGAAAGUAUUAUAAGACAGAAUGAGGUCUUGUGGCAAAUGGUGAAUGAGUCAUGAUCUUUGUGCUGCCGACAAAAGAAUUCAAGUCAGGAGGGCUUGGAAGUGCUGGCAAUACCCAGCAGGCGAAUUAGUUUUUGAAAAGGGCAAAUGCAGGAUGGGGUUUCCCUUAUAGAACUGUAACAAAGUGGGUGUGGCAUAUCUUGGAAAAGCCACGAGUGAUGUUGCUGAUUCGUAUCAUGAGUUUAAUAUUCCACAGACUAGGCUAUUAAACUCGUUAACAGGAUCUAGCAUUCUCGACUCCUUGCCUUAGACUUUGUUGCUCUUCUUGCACCCUGUUUUUAUAAAGGGCUUUGCCUGGCUGCCAGUGCUGGCUUCAAAGCUUACCCAGGCUUUUCUCCUUUCAAAAGCUGUUCAGCCUGCUGGUAGUAAUGGCUAUUUUGUCAAAAUUAAGAUUGCUAUCACUGUGGUCGACUUCUAUUUCAGCGAGUUGUAUUGGUGUUAUAUCAGGCUGAGACAUUGAGGCGCACACACUGCCUACUAUUUCUUCAUUAGGACAGUGGCGCUGUUGGGAAAUGAAUUUCAUUCUGCUCUCGCCAUCCUGCAAACAGCAGAGGCCCAGGAGCAGAUCACCGCCCUCCUGCCUUGACAUUGCAGGAUGGGGAAAAUGUUUUCAGCUGUCGUCAUGGCCUCCAUUAGUGUAGCCACAGGGCUGACCCCAAGAGCAGACAGAGUCACUGUCUACUGGAGAGAAGAGGGUAAAAUUAGAAACAGUGUUAGCUUCUGAAUUGUUUUGGCAUUUUUUAGUUUUAUAGAUGGCUGCAGCGGUUUUUAAUUAGUUUUAAUAUUAAUGAUUAAUCUGUCAAAUGCCGAUCUCUGUGUCAGCAAAUGAGAUGGAGCGUUCUGUUUCUUCAGGGCAAGGAUUAAAAUGUGCACUAAUACUAAAAAUGAUUCCCGAGAGGAUUACUUUACAGUCGAUAGUGUUGAAAUGUCCGCAAACAUUUUGUUUUGAAAGCAGGUGGCAAAUGCAGCAGCUGUUCUGCACCAGCCAAAUCCCACAAUCAUCAGAGAGCUGAAUGCCCAAUUAAUCUGUUUCUCUGUUGGAGAAAUAAAGCCAGCCAGGGCACUUCGAAGAGUGUCACGGGCUAUUUAAGAUCCACCUUAAUGGGAUGUGGAUUUAACAUCUUGUCCAUGGAAUGGAGCCUCCCAGCACAGCAAUGAGCCCUCAGUGCUGCACUCUGACGUUUGUUUGUUCGCGUAUUUGAGCCCACAGUCUUCUUACAGUUUUCUAACCUCUGGUUAUAAUUUAGAAAAAGGAAAAGUCAGGCAUCCUUAAGUUCAAUGCUGAACAAAACUUGUUAGCAAGGAACUGACCUUACUGUGAGUCUCGAGUUUAAACCUUUGAUGCAAACCAUCAGCCAUUGUCAUAUCUUAUUUGUGUGUGUGUGUUUCUUUCACUCAUCUUCUGGUGUGAUGGUGGAAUUUCCAACCUUGGUUAGUUAGGCCAGGCAGUAUGGACAGGUGCCUUUACUUAAGGCAUAUGUCUUCCUUAGGGAGUUUAUUCAAAAUUUUACUUCCUUUACUUUAUGAUUGGAGUAUUUAGUGCAGUUCUGGUACACAGCCUCCAGAGGCCACUGUUGUUAAACAGCUGAACAAAUUUUGCCUUUUGUUUACCAGUGUGCUGGAUCUGCAUAAUCUCCACACCAUACAGCAAAGGUUAAAAAUCAGCAAUAACGGAUAUGCUUUGCUUGAAGAACCAAGGGCUGUCCAUAACUUGCAGCAACAGAAUAUCUUAAACCAUUUCUACUGCAAAGCUGUUUUCGUAAUUGUAACCCAGCAUGUGGGAGAGGACUGAUGCUGCAGUGGGUUGCACACUCUUCAUUACUGGGAUUAAAUCUAACACUGACUGAUUGAAUGAAAGUCCCUCUACUGGUUUUAACACUUCAAAUCAGUUUUUGGUGAGCUCAGUACAGUUCCUACAGGGUGGGAGUCAACAGCUUAAGGCAAAUUGCCCAUAAAUUAGGACAAAUGGACUAAAUUAGCAACCUUUGGUGUGGCUCUAGCAUUCGUUGUUCUUAAUUGUGUUCACCAGGGCAUAGACCCUCCAAAUCAAAUUUGUACAGUGUUGAGGUUAAUAACACAGACAAGUUCAUAAUCAGUGUGUCAUGAUAUGUGUUGGACUGAAUGAAGAGUUUAUUGACCUAGUGAUGUAUUUUUAUCCUUCCCCAUAUGCAAAUACCAACACAUGGUUCUAUAUGUUUAUAACUCCCAUAUUAAGUUGUUUUGACAUUUAUAUUUUCCAUCUAUAACCUCCCCCUGCCCUCACUGUAUUUCCAAAAAUAUCCCUUAAAAGCCACCUUCACGAUGCCUUUGUCACUUUCCUGAACUGGUUUUAACCUCCUGCUGAAUGUACCUUUUCUUUUUAAAUGAAACUAACUUUCUCUCCAGCUGUUGACGUGGGCAUCUAAGAUUCCGUUGCAGAAAUCAAACUGUCAGGUCUGGCUUCCUGGAAGCAAGGUUCUCUCUCAGCCGAUAAGAGAUCAACUGACCACUCAUCUUAUUUGAUGCCUGUGGGAUGUUGCUGUGUGUAAAUCAGCUGCUGUUCAGAACCACAUAACUUCAAUUCAAAAUAGCUCAUUGGCUGUGAAAUACUUCAGACUGUUCCGAGAGCAUGACAAAACACUAUGUAAAUGCAAGUAGAUAUGUGAAUAUAUUGUCUUUCAAGGUCAAUGAAUAAUGAGAUAAAAAAAAUUGUAUCAUGGAAAACCAAAUUAAAGAAUGAUUUACUUGA
Carcharodon carcharias (great white shark) is the source of this 3459-nucleotide messenger RNA. RefSeq names its product bolA family member 3 (gene bola3). The transcript is spliced from 4 exons. The record is from RefSeq and is a predicted model, not a curated record. Lineage: Eukaryota; Metazoa; Chordata; Chondrichthyes; Lamniformes; Lamnidae. The coding region runs from base 92 to 415 and encodes 107 amino acids.